Molecule: messenger RNA, 561 nt
Organism: Capsicum annuum
Lineage: Eukaryota; Viridiplantae; Streptophyta; Magnoliopsida; Solanales; Solanaceae
Exons: 1
Coding region: 1-561 (186 amino acids)
Source: RefSeq, a predicted model, not a curated record
AUGGCUUCCAAUAAUUUCCCAAUUCCUUCACCCCCAAUUUUGUCUGGUGAGAAUGAUCCUAUUUGGGCUGUCAAGAUGAGAACAUACUUGCGAGCAUAUGAUCUGUGGGAAGUGGUAGAGGUUGGAGGAGAGGAAAAUCAUUUUCCAAAUAAUCCAACUAUGGCGCAAAUUAAGAAUCACAGAGGAGAGGUUUCAAAAAACUUUAGAGCUCUCUCUUGCAUACAAUCAACACUUUUGGAAGUAAUUUUCACAAGAGUUAUGACGAGUGAGAUUGCAAAGGAGGCUUGGGAUAAGUUGAAAGAAGAAUUUCAUAAAAGUGACAAGAUCAGGAAAAUAAAAGUGAUAAAUCUAAGAAGAGAGAUUGAAAUUCUCAUAAUGAAGGAUUUAGAAACUAUUGAAGAAUUCUCCAACAAGUUGAUGAAGGUUGUAAACAAAAUCAGACUUAUGGGAGAAGAGCUUAUAGAUUUAAGAAUCAUGAAAAAGGUUCUUGUGAGUUUGUCGAAAAGAUUUGAAGAAAAAAUCUCCUCACUCAAAGAUUCAAAGGAUCUCACAAAACUGUAA